Messenger RNA from Cricetulus griseus (Chinese hamster), 387 nucleotides. The record is from RefSeq and is a predicted model, not a curated record. NCBI's taxonomy places the organism in Eukaryota, Metazoa, Chordata, Mammalia, Rodentia, Cricetidae.
AUGUUGUGGAAGGUAUUCCUACUUGUGGGGCUUAUUGUGCUGGGAAUUCAUGAUUGCAGCUUCAAAUUCGUAGAAAUCAGCAAGAAUGAUAAGUAUUUUGGCAUUUCUGUGGAGUAUGUUGUGUUCCACUUCAAUGAAAACCAAGAUGAUAAUUUUGCCUACAAGUUCCUGAGAGUCCGGAGAAGCCUGCAUCAGAAAGGUGAUUCGAUAUUUUUAAUAGACCUGGAGAUGGGCCGUACAGUUUGUGAGAAACAUGACGAAGACAUUGACAAUUGCCCAUUGCAGAAAGGCCAAGGAGAGAGAAAGGCACGCUGCACUUAUAUUGUGGAGUCUGAAGCAUGGAUAACUGAGUUCACCAUCUUGAACAGUACCUGUGUGCAUACAUAA